Molecule: messenger RNA, 2767 nt
Organism: Daphnia pulicaria
Lineage: Eukaryota; Metazoa; Arthropoda; Branchiopoda; Diplostraca; Daphniidae
Gene: mei-9
Product: DNA repair endonuclease XPF-like
Exons: 16
Coding region: 238-2694 (818 amino acids)
Biological process (GO): resolution of meiotic recombination intermediates; double-strand break repair via homologous recombination; nucleotide-excision repair involved in interstrand cross-link repair
Cellular component (GO): nucleotide-excision repair factor 1 complex
Molecular function (GO): damaged DNA binding; single-stranded DNA endonuclease activity; single-stranded DNA binding
Source: RefSeq, a predicted model, not a curated record
AACCAUAUUUCAGCUGACAGUUGUGCUAAGAGAUGAAUUUGAUCAACUGAAAGAAGGUUUUGAAAGUAUUUUAGAUAUAGAACCCUUUGAAACAACAAGAGUGGGAGGUUCCGGAAACACAGGUUACAGAAUUCCUCAGAGUGAGGACCAGUCUGUUUUUUCGUCAAUGCUGUGGACAUUUUUGGAGAUUCUAUUGGAAGUGCUUUUUGCUUAGUUGACAGAAAAAAAAGCCUCAAAAUGCUUGACUUUGAAAAUCAAAUGUUUCUGGACAUUUUAAAUGAAGAUGGGCUAGUGAUAGCUGCAAAAGGGAUAGGUCUAGAAAGUGUUUUCAUCAAUUUGUUAAAAGUGUACAGUGAUGCUGGAAAUUUAGUGAUAGUGCUGGGUACUACACCAAAAGAGGAAGAAUUUUUCACUGGAGAAUUGGAUUCAAUGGGCGUCAAACCUUUGCCCAAGCUCCUUACAUCGGAGUUCAGUGUUAAUGAUAGGCAGUCUGUUUACAUGGAAGGCGGAGUUAUAUUUAGCUCCUCCAGAAUUUUGGUUGUAGAUAUGCUGAUGGAUCGUAUGCCCAUUGAUUUGGUUACUGGAAUGCUUGUUUAUAAAGCUCAUCGUAUUAUUGAAACCUCACAGGAAGCAUUUAUUCUUCGACUUUACCGACAAAAAAAUAAAAAAGGUUUCAUCAAAGCUUUUUCAAGCUCUCCAAUCAGUUUUACCCGAGGGUUCAGUCAAGUUACUCGUGUAAUGAAAUCGUUAUAUGUGCGCAAUCUGUUUCUCUGGCCUCGUUUUCACGCCACCAUACAGUCGACUUUAAAAGAAAAUCAGCCAGACGUUGUUGAAUUACGCCUACCCUUAACUCCGUACAUGGUGACGAUGCAAACCGCAAUUUUGGACCUUAUACAUUUUAGCGUUAAGGAGUUGAGACGUAUUAAUCCAUCGUUGGAUCUGGAUGAGAUGACAGUUGAAAAUGCCUUAUCCAAGUGCUUUAAGAAAAUUAUCAAGUUUCAGCUGGAACCAGUGUGGCAUCAGCUUAGUGGAAAAACGAAACAGCUUCUCGAAGACUUGGGCAUUCUACGAAAUCUUCUGCUCACUUUGACGCAAUAUGACUGCGUGACUUUCAACGUAGUUGUCAAAUCCCUCAAGACUACGGAAAAGGCUUUGAAAAGCGCCGGUUGGAUGCUGCUGGAUGCUGCGGAAAAUCUGUUCAUUACAACCAAAGCCCGAGUUUACGGAAAAUCGCUGGAAGAAGAUGCCAAGCCCGAACUGGAAGAAAACCCAAAAUGGAUAGCCCUAGCUGAGGUGUUGAAAGAGAUCCGUUUAGAAAUCGCUGUCCAAGGUGAACAAUUUCCGUCCAUCAAAACAUUAAUCGUAGCGGAGGACGAUAGAACUUGCGAUCAACUCCGACAAAUUCUUGAAUCUGGCUCAAAAGAAUUUCUAGAGAAAAUCUUCAAAAAAUCAAAUUCGCCCAAGAAUUAUUAUGAAAAAUACGACCUGCACAAUACCAACGAGAAUGAUAAUGAAUCACCUGAGCAUGUUGACGAAACAGUCAUCGUUCAACCGCUUAAAGGUGGGGCGGAUCCUUACGGCCUCCACCGAACAUUAUACAAGUUAUGUCCACGGUUCGUGAUCAUGUACGACUGUGAUGUAUCAUUUAUUCGCCAGGUUGAAGUUUAUCAAGCCACUCAUAAAGAACAUACCGUCCGCGUCUAUUUUAUGUUCUACGACGCAUCCGCCGAGGAACAAUCCUACUUGACUAGUUUGAGGAAAGAGAAGGAAGCCUUUGAAAUGCUUAUUCGCGAGAAAGCGACGAUGGUGAUUCCAGAGGAUCGUGAAGGCCGCACCGAUGACCAUCCUGAUUUCGUGAGAGAUCCACGCAAGGCCUCUGAGAUGGCGUUGGUUCCACUCGACACUCGUCAAAUGACUCGCAAAGAUGUCCGUCAAGUGGUGGUCGUUGAUAUGAGAGAAUUCCGCAGUGAAUUGCCUUCGCUCCUUCACCGAAGAGGCAUUGAUAUUUUACCGAUAACUAUCGAAGUUGGCGACUACAUCCUCACGCCGGAUAUUUGCGUUGAGCGGAAGAGUUUGAGCGAUUUGAUUGGCUCAUUGAAUAACGGUCGCCUUUACAAUCAGUCACAAGAAAUGUGUCGUCAUUAUGCUAAACCUAUGCUGUUGAUUGAAUUUGAUCACGACAAACCGUUCGCCUUACAGGGAAAAUAUUACUUGUCCAAUGAUGAUUCUUCGUUGACCGAUGUUACCUCGCGUUUGCAACUGCUUACGUUGCACUUUCCUAAAUUGCGUAUCGUUUGGUCACCUGGCCCCUACGCAACUGCUGAAAUUUUUGAAGAGUUGAAGAAAGGACGAGAACAACCAGAUCCUGCCAAAGCGGCAUCCAUUAGCUCGGAUUAUUACACAGAGAAGAAUGCGGAUAAAUACAAUCCAGCCAUCCACGAUUUCAUGAUGAAAUUACCUGGCAUCAAUACCAAAAACAUCCGAAGAGUUUUGAAUAAGGUGGAGGACUUGGGUCAGCUGAUUUCUUUAUCUCUGGAGGAGUUGCAUGAACUGUUGGAAAACGGUGUUAAUGCAAAAGAACUUUGGGAUGCUUUACAUUCUUCCCAGCAUUUGGCAGUUCUGGAGGCGGAACCAACGGGCAAAAACAAAGGCAAAAAGGGUAAAAGUUGGAGGGGCAGACAAAGAAAAUAUUGAUUACAAACGAUUGCCUAUCCUCUUGUUGUGUGUAUUUGGGGGUAAUACAUUAUUAUUACGUUUCUUAAAAUUA